CUAAAAGACUUGCUGGAAAACGACUUUCUUUUUUUUUUCUUCCAUUUACGAAGAACUAUUUCUUUUUACUCUCAAAAUAAAAAAAAAUACGAAAAAAUUCAAUUUACUUAUUUUCAAAGUCCAUGAGUGCUACGUCAUCUUUUGGAAGUUCGGAUCUUUUUCAAUCUGAAAAAGAAAAAGAGAUGGACUACGAACUCGCAUGGAUUGAUUGGUUUUUGUGCUUGGAGGGAAAUGAAGUAUUCGUUGAGGUUGAUACAGAAUAUAUUCGUGAUAGCUUCAAUUUAACUGGUUUGGAAACAAGUGUUAAACAUUUUGAAAAAGCUCUGGGUAUAAUUUUGGAUGAAGACAUUGAUGUUGACGAGUCUUUCAAUGAAGAGGAAAAUAGUUCCUCAGACUACUCAUUAUUCGCAUCUUCAUCAAGUAUUGAAGAUGCUCCAAUUUUGUACGGUUUAAUUCAUGCACGAUACAUUCUGACCAUUAAAGGGAUGGCCGCUAUGCUUGAAAAAUUUAGUUGUUAUGUUUUUGGAUUGUGCCCUAAUGUUAAUUGUAAAGGAAGACCUGUCCUCCCUAUUGGUUUAUCCGAUACAUUGGGUGUGUGCAAAGCAAAAGUUUUUUGUCCUACUUGUAAUGAAAUUUAUUUGCCUAGUGUGCACCGUUUAGCAAUGCUUGAUGGGGUUUUCUUCGGAACAUCGUUUCCUCAUCUUUUUUUUAUGUAUUACAAAGACUUGGUUCCAGAAACUCCCAUACGUUACCAUAUUCCUAAACUUUUUGGAUUUAAUAUGUGGCAUGGAGUUCGUGAUUUUUUGAGAAUUCAAUUAGGAGAUGAAGAUGAAAAAAAAAAAUCAGAUCUUGUUCGAAAACUUCCGGCUUGCGUUCCUAGUAUAAAAUGAUUCAAAACAUUUUGUUGGUGUAUGUCGCAAUUACAAACAGAAAAAGAAAUGUUUAAACAUGAACUUUUUUUUUCUUAUUUAACAACAAAAAAAAAGACUUAAAAUUUAAACAAAAAAUUACAAACACUC
Molecule: messenger RNA, 1019 nt
Organism: Hylaeus volcanicus
Lineage: Eukaryota; Metazoa; Arthropoda; Insecta; Hymenoptera; Colletidae
Product: casein kinase II subunit beta-like
Exons: 9
Coding region: 123-890 (255 amino acids)
Cellular component (GO): protein kinase CK2 complex; cytoplasm
Molecular function (GO): protein kinase regulator activity
Source: RefSeq, a predicted model, not a curated record